Papaver somniferum (opium poppy) is the source of this 1607-nucleotide messenger RNA. RefSeq names its product cytochrome P450 724B1-like. Bases 1 to 1461 code for a protein of 486 amino acids. The transcript is spliced from 8 exons. Gene Ontology annotation, molecular function: oxidoreductase activity, acting on paired donors, with incorporation or reduction of molecular oxygen; heme binding; monooxygenase activity. Gene Ontology annotation, biological process: sterol metabolic process. NCBI's taxonomy places the organism in Eukaryota, Viridiplantae, Streptophyta, Magnoliopsida, Ranunculales, Papaveraceae. The record is from RefSeq and is a predicted model, not a curated record.
AUGGUUGGAGGUGUUUGUUUUGUUCUCUUAGUUAGUCUGGUUGGAUUUGUUUUGGGUCUCAUCUUCAACCAUUUCUUGCCUUUGUUGUUGAAUCUUGGUCUUCCCACUCCAAAGGGUACUUUUGGGUGGCCUCUGCUUGGUGAAACCCUCUCUUUCUUAAAGCCUCAUUGUUCCAAUUCUAUCGGCUCUUUCCUUUACAACCACAUUUCAAGGUAUGGGAAAGUGUUCAAAUCCCAUUUGUUUUGUUCCCCAACAAUUGUAUCAUGUGAUCAAGAACUCAACUACUUCAUACUUCAAAAUGAAGACAAAUUGUUCCAAUGCAGUUAUCCAAAACCCAUUCAUGGUGUACUUGGGAGUUCUUCCAUGCUUGUGGUUGUGGGAGAAACGCAUAAAAGGUUGAGGAAUAUGGCUUUUACACUGGUUGGAACAACUAAAUCAAAACCAGAAUACUUAAAUGACAUUGAGAGAACAGCUAUCCAAAUUCUAAAUACUUGGAAAGGAAAGCAACAAGUCUUGUUUUGUGAAGAAGCUAGAAAGUUCACGUUCAAUGUUAUCGUAAAGCAGAUCCUUGGGUUAACACCAGAUGAUCCACAAACAUCAAAGAUAUUAGAAGAUUUCCUAACUUUUAUGAAAGGAUUGAUCUCUUUUCCAAUGUAUAUUCCUGGAACCCCAUAUGCAAGAGCUGUUCAAGCUAGGACUAGGAUAUCUACUACUGUCAAAGCAAUGGUAGAAGAAAGAAGAAAAUGUAGAAUUAUCGAGGGUGAUAAUAAUAACAGUUCUAAGAUGAAUAAUGGUGAUUUUCUUGAUAUGCUUAUAUCAGUUAACACUUUGUCUGAGGAUGAGAAAGUGAGUUUUGUUCUUGAUUCAUUACUUGGUGGUUAUGAAACUACUUCUCUCUUGAUGGCCAUGGCUGUCCAGUUUCUUGGUCACUCACCAUCUGCAUUACAACAAUUAAAGGUGGAACAUGAAAACAUAAGAGGAGGCAAGGAGGAAAAUGAGUACUUGAAUUGGGAAGACUAUAAGAAAAUGGAAUUUACUCAAAAUGUUAUUAGUGAAUCUUUGAGAUGUGGGAACAUUGUCAAAUUUGUGCAUAGAAAAGCUCUCAAAGACAUUAGAUUUAAAGAUUAUAUAAUUCCAUCUGGUUGGAAGGUCCUACCUGUUUUUAGUGCAGUCCAUCUAGAUCCGUCUCUUCAUGGUGAUGAUGCUCUUGAGUUCCAUCCUUGGAGAUGGGAGAAUCAGAGCCAAACAUGCAAGAAAUUCACUCCAUUCGGUGGAGGACCAAGAUUCUGUCCAGGAUCUGAACUUGCUAAAGUUGAAACUUCAUUCUUUCUCCAUCAUCUUGUUCUUAAUUUCAGAUGGAAUCCUGAAGGUGUUGACCAGUCAAUGGCAUAUCCGUACGUUGAAUUUCAAAAUGGUUUGCCAUUGAAAGUGGAUCAGAUUUUAUCAGAGGCAUCCUGUUGAUUUGAGAAAGGACCUUCCCUGUGAUACUUUUCGCUUCUGAGGGCCAGUUAAAAGUUUCAGCACAAGCACAGAAGACCCGAGAGAUAUUCCCAGUGAAUGAGGAUUCCUAUUGUAAUAUUUCUAAAAAGUGAGGGAUUUGUGUGAAA